Molecule: messenger RNA, 816 nt
Organism: Caenorhabditis briggsae
Lineage: Eukaryota; Metazoa; Nematoda; Chromadorea; Rhabditida; Rhabditidae
Gene: Cbr-hst-3.1
Product: Protein CBR-HST-3.1
Exons: 6
Coding region: 1-816 (271 amino acids)
Molecular function (GO): [heparan sulfate]-glucosamine 3-sulfotransferase activity
Source: RefSeq, a predicted model, not a curated record
AUGGCAAAGUUUUCAACGAGAUGUGUUAUUGCUUGUCUACUGACAAUUGUAAUGUGUGUGCUACAGUAUGAUCUAUUUUUUUGGAAUUUCAAAUUCAAGUGGUGGUUUGAUAGAGAUCAGAAGGUUCCGAAUAGUUUUGAUAAAAAGUUUCCAUCUGCAUUGAUAAUUGGAGUUCGAAAAGGAGGUACUCGAGCACUUCUCGAUGCGAUUGCUCUUCACCCGAAAGUCAAAAUAGUUCGAAGAGAAACUCAUUUCUUCGACUCAAACUACUCUCUUGGAUUCGACUGGUAUCGCAAUCAGAUGCCUGAUAUAGAGAAUGAAGACGAGAUUGUCAUCGAAAAGACGCCAGCCUACUUCACGAAUGAGAAUGUUCCUAAAAGAGUUUACGAAAUGAAUCCCAAUAUGAAAUUGGUUCUGAUCGUUCGUCAUCCGGUUUACAGAACUGUCAGCGAUUUCACACAGGUAUACUAUAACAAAUUGGAACAGAACAAGUCCCUUCCAGUUUUGUCGAUCGAGGCGUUCAGAACAAAUGAAGCUGGCCUUGAGACUAUCAAUAUGGAAUAUAAGCCGAUAACCAAUUCUCUUUACGAUGUUCAUAUUUCGAAAUGGCUCAAAUAUUUUAAAACUGAUAAUUUUUUAUUUGUGAAUGGAGAUGUGUUCCGAGCAAAUCCACUUCAUGAGUUACGGCGAGUUGAAGAAUUUCUUGGACUGGAAAGGUCAAUAACACCGAAUCAGUUGGUUUUUGAUUACAAUAAAGGAUUCUUUUGCUUCCGAAAAACGACGAAGAUUCGGUGUUUGGGGCAAUCUAAAGACUGA